Messenger RNA from Tigriopus californicus, 2366 nucleotides. Its product is annotated as serine/arginine repetitive matrix protein 2-like. Lineage: Eukaryota; Metazoa; Arthropoda; Copepoda; Harpacticoida; Harpacticidae. The record is from RefSeq and is a predicted model, not a curated record. The transcript is spliced from 3 exons. Bases 747 to 2111 code for a protein of 454 amino acids.
ACAAAAACCAGCCGGCGAGUGCGCUUCGCCGGCCCAAAGCCACCCUCUCUCUCUCGGCAGCCCUGCUGUGCCUGAACCGCCGGGAAUGAAUGGCGAUGUGUGAUUCAAGAGCAUGAGCAAACUGGAAGAUUUGAAGAUGAUUAGGCGCGAGUGAACUCGUCAAGAAGACUCAAGAAGCGGGACUCACCCUGCUCAUGUCGUCUUGACUCUCCGUGCUUCUGAGGGAUUGUGAGCGAAGCUGUAAGCAGAACGAGAGCGUCGGGAGCUCUGUACAGUAGUCUUUUUACACUAAAACUGGCCGCCAAGACGUUCUAAGUGACUCGUCGGUUGCGUAGGGGUUGUAGAUGUAUUUUCGGGUGGGUGGACUGCUGGAAUUGUUGCCCUGUCUUGAAUCCAUUGUCGGUUUCGGCUCAACCCGCCGGUUGCGGUGCAGUCGUUCGCUCUUCGAUUCUCAACUGAACUGUUGUCCAGAUGAGCUUCUCAAAUCCUCAUUAAUUCCUCUCCAAACGCUCACAUAGUUGGUGUAGUAACAUCUUGAAGUCGGUGCAUACCAUACAGGAAUGUAUAUCCGUUUGUAUGUGGCAGUGUUUGUGAGUAAGUCGUGAAGUGGAGAGACCUGAGAGUCCUUGGUGCCCUCCAGCAUCCCUUGUCUCGUUGUCCCUUGUCGAGUUUUCGAAGUAUUAUUGAUUCAACACCCCGAGCGGUGUGGAAUAAUUGGUUCUAAAUGAGUGAGAGGCGAGCUCGAAAUGAGUUCAUUCGGCCACAAAGAUCAGACCCGACUGUCUUUUGAGGCCUAUGUCCAAGAUCUGGGCAGUUUCACCGCUCAAAAGCUUCUCAGUCACCUGGAUUCGAUUCGUGAGAAUUGCGAUUCCUGGGACGAUCUGAGUCCGGAAGAGCGACAAACGCUCUUGAACGAGGCCACCAUACCUCAGAGGAUCCAGGCUCAAUACGCCGGAGUUCAUCCACAGCCUCUGCCUUUGCACGCUCACUCAGUGUAUCCUCGACUCAAGUUUCCUACCGGGUUAAAGACCCUGACCAUUGAAGAUUCCACCGGAUCCACGGGCGAAGAUCUCGACUCGGCCUCUUCAUCUUGUACAUACACAUUCCAAGACGAGCACAGUGCUCCGUUCUCGUGGCGAACCAAAAGUCAGCAAGACCUUCGCUUUGAAAGUGGGACCCCGGUCUCCAUGAACUCGGAUGAGUUGCAAGAGAACGGGCUGGUCACUCUGACCAAUUCUCCAUCGAAGAUCCUGUCCAUGCAAUCCCAGAACAUGUUGCGCUACAGUAAGGGCAAUCCGGUGUUCGCCAAGCCGGUUCAAAUCCCGGUGGUGCCCAUGCUCCCCAAACCCGACAAGCCCCUUCGCUUGGCCAAUGAAAACGUGCCUCCAGAGCAGAUCAACAAUUUCGUCUACGAAAAUGACGCCAACAAAUUGGUCUUGGACUUUGGUGAAGUGGAUCUGAAUGGGGAGAGUAUUUAUGGGACCACGGGGGAGUAUGCCAAUUCCACGUGUUCCAUGCGCACAUCCUCGCCUGACUCGACGAAAUCCUCGCGGAGCUUGAUCUCUAAAAUGAAGCGCACUCUGGGACCAACUUUAAGUCGGACUCGACGAAAAUCCUCCACCCAAGGGGAUAUGGAGCCCCAAUCCAAAGCCUCCACAUCCUCCUUAACCACCACUUCCUCCAGCACCAUGUCUUGCAAUGGUAGUAGUUCAGGCACUGAGCCCAUCUAUGAGAAUCCAGCUCGACUCCUGAAGAUUGUGAAGCCUUCCGUGGCUCCUCCACCUCCUCCACCUUCAACGGCGAAGGCUGAAAUGGCUGUCAGAUCGGAUGAUGUCCGUCCGAAAUCCCCGCAUCGUGUUUCAGAUGUCCAGAUUGCUCCGGAUUUUUCGCAGAGCCCUGGAAAUCAAGUUGUUCCGGUGAAGUGUCCUCCACGACCUCCUGAGAGAAGAGAAUCGCUGGAACGGGACGCUGUCGCAAACCAAAGAAAUGGAUCGGAUGAACCCAUCACCAAAGAUACCCGAGACAGUGGAGACUUGGAAGACUUCAAGAUCGAUCUUCACACAAAUUCGGAUCUUCCCAAAACUGGAUUCGACUUUCUGGACAAUUGGUAGACAUCUCGUCAGUGUCAUUCACUUUCGCCGUGAAUUGCGCAGACAACAUGUCGUUUUCGGCCCAAAUUCAUCCUUGUUUCGUUAUUGUUCGCAUCUCUCUUUAUCUCCUAUCCACCUGUCUCACUCACUAGUCGCUCGACCGAGGACAACCAAAGACCUGUGCCCAAUUAGUGUCUGUAUAAAAACUUGUUGAUUUUCUACUUUUCGGACCAGAAUACAACCACAAGACAUGCGUGUCCUUGUCCUUAUGAAUCA